AUGAGUAACUCGCUAGAAGAACGACUACGAAUUAACUCAAGCGCCUUCAACGGUUUACUAUCAUUAAUACCGGCAAAGUACUACUACGACGAUAAAACUCAAGAGCAGUGGAAACUGAAGAAGAAGAGUAAGGCACAGUCAAAAUUAGAUAAGCGCAAUAAGCUAGAUCCGGAGCUACAAAAUGAGGACUCCGCCUCUGCUUUGGAGGUGAUGGCCGAAAGAGAGAAAAAUGGGAAACCAGUUGUGAUUCCUGGCCGCAAGGUCGAAUCGCAGGAGAGCGACAGCGAAGAUGACAUUCAAGAGGACGAGGUAGAGCAAACAAGUGAAGAAGAACAACCAGAGCAAGCCGAAAAAGAGACGACCAUCGAGGAAAACAAUGAAGUACCCGCCUCAGAGGAAGAGGAAUCAAUAGACGUGGUAUUCGAUGACGAGGGAAACAAAGUUGACGAGGAGUCUAACCAGCCUACCGUUGAAGAAGCAGCUAAAACGAAAGCAGAAAAGGUGGCUAAACCCGACCGGAAGCAGAACUUAGAGAAACUGCGUGCCAAAUUGCAAGAAAAGAUCAUGUCGCUAAAAGAAAAACGUAAGGCUCCAGGAACCCAAGUAUCUGGUGCGCCUAGUUCAAGAGAAGCUAUUUUGGCUCAACGCAAGCACAAGCAAGAUUUGAAGCGGAAGCGCUCAGAAUCGGAAAGUACCAAACAAGAAGAAUCUAGUGGUAAUGAGUCCAAUUCGGAGUCUGAGGCAGAAGAUGAGCCUGAUCUGUAUCCUAGAAAAAAACAGGCAACUGGCCCCAAGGAAGACGACUUGACAAAAGGCCUCAUGUUUCAAAACAUACAAUUUGACGAUGGAGACCGUGCUACUUCUGAUCUACAACGCCUGCGGAAAGUUCAAAACAAGAAGGGGCCUGCCAGGAAUGAUAUCAAAGCUCAUUUGCAGGCUUCCGAGCUCAAACGCGCUAAACUGGAGGCUAAAGACGAACUAGAGCAGAUACAACACAAAGAAAAAGAGAAAUGGCAACGUGCCAUGCUGCAAGCAGAAGGUGAGAAGAUGAGAGACGACGAAAAACUGUUACGCAAAGCUUUGAAACGUAAAGAGGUGAAGAAACGGAAGUCAACCGAAGAGUGGCGUGAGCGUAAAGAAGCCGUUGCUACUUCCAUCUCGGACAAGCAAAAGAGACGUGAAGAGAAUCUGCAGAUACGCAAAGACAAUAAGGGCAAGAAAAGGUCACACCAAGAAAAGAUGAAGCGUGGCAUGAAAGGCAUAAGGCCGAAGCGGGCUGGUUUCGAAGGUCGUCUCAAAAGCCAGAAGAAGUGA
Messenger RNA from Lachancea nothofagi CBS 11611, 1314 nucleotides. The record is from the annotation of a GenBank genome assembly. Lineage: Eukaryota; Fungi; Ascomycota; Saccharomycetes; Saccharomycetales; Saccharomycetaceae.